AUGUCGUCGAAGCGCAAAGUGCUCUUGAUGGGCAAAAGUGGCUCCGGAAAGACGUCGAUGCGGUCGAUCAUUUUCGCCAAUUACAUCGCCCGUGACUGCUCGCGUCUCGGACCGACCAUCGAAGUGGAGCACGCGCACGUCAGGUUCCUUGGAAACAUGGUUCUGCAUCUGUGGGACUGCGGAGGCCAAGAGUCGUUCAUGGAGAACUUCCUUGUUUCGCAGAAAGACCAGAUCUUCAAGAACGUGCAGGUGCUGAUAUAUGUGUUCGACGUAGAGAGCCGUGAAUUCGACAAGGAUCUCAGAUACUAUCAGUCCUGCCUUGAGGCUCUUCUCCAGAACUCGCCGAAUGCACAGGUGUUCUGCCUGAUUCACAAGAUGGAUUUGAUCGAAGAGGACAAGAGAGAUGAGGUAUGCUAAGAAAACAAGUUCUCAAAUGCAGUUCCCGUUUACAGACGUUCAAAAGACGAGAGGCCGAAGUGAUGAGAUACAGUGAAUUGGCGGCCACUCCUCUUCAGAGCGAGCGUCCGAUCGCCGUCUGCCAGUGCUUCAAAAGUAGCAUUUGGGACGAGACUCUCUACAAAGCGUGGUCGGCCAUAGUCUAUCAUCUGGUGCCGAACGUCGGCACAGUCGAAGACAAACUCAUGAAGUUCGGGGCGAUUCUCGACGCCGACGAGGUUAUUCUGUUCGAAAGAGCCACUUUCCUGGUGAUCGCUCAUGCCGUGCUCCGCGAACACAAGGAUCCGCAUCGCUUCGAGAAAGUGUCCAACAUCAUAAAACAGUUCAAACUGUCGUGCACGUGAGUUCAAGAGACUGGGAAAUGGAAAGCGUCGGUUGUUGUUUCAGUAAGAUGGGCUCAAAGCUCGACUCGAUCCAAGUGCGCAACAGCCAGUUUUCCGCUUUCAUCGACUCGUUCACUCAGAACACAUACGUCAUGGUAGAGAGUAUUCACGCUUUCAUAAUUUAUAUAUCUCUGCAGAUUGUGGUCCCCGACGGCAACGCAUCCGGUCCGAUGAUUACGAUGAACAUAAAGAAUGCGAGAAAGGUGUUCGAAGCGAUCGAAACGAAGCAGUAA
Caenorhabditis sp. 36 PRJEB53466 is the source of this 1072-nucleotide messenger RNA. Lineage: Eukaryota; Metazoa; Nematoda; Chromadorea; Rhabditida; Rhabditidae. The record is from the annotation of a GenBank genome assembly.